AUGCAAGGUUUGUUUUGUUGUUUAACAGGAGUAUUUACAGCAGCAUUUGAUUGUCAAAUUGAGUGGUUAAUUGUGAAAGGAAUAGCUGACUUUGCAGAUGGUUUUCAGUUAGCUUCAGAGAGUUGGUCUUCCUGUGCCAGUUUGAUGGCAGCAUCUCUUGUUUCAUACAUUUUGAGUGAUCCUUGUGUUUUCCAUUCAUGGCCUCAUUAUCAAGGUAAUCAUGCUCUCAAAGUGCUGCCACAUCUUGGCAUUUGAUUUAUUGAAUCCAUUGUUGGGUUCCUUUCAUAUUACGGUCACAGAUAAGGUACAUGGUACAUGCUCUGGGGUGCAUACCAUCCCAAAUUCAGCUGUCCAAUACUCACCACUUCUUCAAGUUGUGUAAGUUGAGAUUAAAUGCGAUGCAACUCGUAUGAGUUGUAGGAGUUGUUACAAAAUUUCUACCACUUGUGUGAUUCAUUCAAGUAGCUUAGUGAAUGUGAUAUGUUUCUGUAAUAUAUAACAAGAAGCAUUAGAAGUGUGCAUCUUAUUAGGGACCGGUACAUUUUGAGAGAAUUUGCAAUAUUUAGAAGCUAUCAUGAUAGUCUCGCAUUAUACCCUAAAUCCUUUAUUAAGCCCCCCUCCCCCUUUUCAGGAGAAGAGAGUUAUUAAGCUCCCCUCCCCUCCCCUGAUAUAUUAUUCUUCGCUAAUAAAUGAUAGACUGUAUUAAUCAAUCAUGACUGUAAAACUUCGUGUUGACUGAUCUGGGAUGGUUUCAUACCAGCUGGAAGUUCGGAUUUGAUUCUGAUCCUCGGCUGCAUGACCUCCAACCUUCUUGUACUUGAGCUUUUCCACUUUGUAUUCUAGUUCUUUAAGGAGAGCUGAUACCAUCGUGAUUCUAAAUUAAUUAAGCUCCCCGCCCCUCUCAAAUAAGCCCUCCAUUAAAUGAGCUUGUUAUAAAUAAGUCCCCCCGGGGGGGGCUUAAUAGGGGAUUUACGGUAUGGUAUUUUGACAUUUGACAUACAUAUCCUGGACAGUGGUGAAAAUGAUAUUGUUUCGCUGAUACGUGCGAAAGUUCGUGACAUUCCAUAUGCACGUGCUCGUUGAAGCCCUUAAUAUUUAGUAUUCAUAAAUCGUACCUUUCAGUAAAGCGAAAUUGUAAUUAACUCAAAGACAUGAGUUGUAACUUGCAAGAGUAGAUUCGUCGUGGAAAAGAGUGGAGAGUGGAUUACAAGAGUGGAUUUGAGAGGACUCAAUGGAUCGAACAUUCGCGGCUGCAGGACACAAAUGCUACCGGGUACCUAUCGAGGAACAUUGAUCUGACAUUCGUUAUAUUAUUUUAUUUAUGCGUUCUCGUAGUGAUAUUUGUACUUUAAUUCUACUUUAGGUUUCGAAGGCGUUGUAAUGCAUCUUUGAGAACGGUAAUGAACAUAGUGGAUUGCAGCUAGCGAAACAUUCGAAACCCGAAGCGUGACAUCAAUGAUGGCUGAUCAAGACGCCAAAAACCAGAGACGCGCUGCGAAAGGACGAUUUACAAGAAAACUAGCUGAGUUAACGAAGUCAAUCGAGGAGGACAAAGGAUCAGAAAUAGUGGGAGUGAACUUCGAGCAGCUGAACGAGGCAUGGAGAAAUGUGGAAGCCAAGCAUGAUAUGUACACAACAUUUUUAAAGGAUAGCGAAGUAGAAGAAAGCGAAACGUGGAUAGCAGAGUUACAGAGUUCAUUUAGCGAAGCUAUGGAGAAACAGGUUGAAUACAUCGGCUCAAAGGCGGCUAAGGCGAUGGUAGAGAAACAGGUACUCAGUCAGCAAGAGGCGGCUAAAAAAGACUACGAAAAAACUCAAAAGUUAAUCGAUCAAGCUUUCAUAAAGCGAGACACGGAGGAAGCAGUUUUUAGAGCGCUGUUAGAGGACGCCUUUAAAUUGCUGGAAGCGUGCGAAGCCGACAAGGAUGUAGUUCCUGCUCUCAGGAAAGUUCAGCAGGCGUUAGAAGCUUCGUUAGCUGGUUGCAAAGUGGCGAAUGACAAAUAUUUGGAAUUUUUGAGCAGAGAAGAGGCCUCGACUGAGGUGGGAUGGAUUUUGGUCGUGCAGAAACGAUACAAUCAAGUUGUGGACAGGAUUGAAUCAGUCAUUGCCAAUCAAACAAAGGUGGAAGUGGGCCUGAAAAAUCUUGAAGCGAAAGCUACUAACCUUCGCCUUGAAAAAAUAAAGAUGCCCCGGUUUAGCGGAGAGCUGAGAGAGUACCCGAGGUUUAGAAAAGACUUUGAAAUUCAAGUUAUGCCAAGUUUAAACAGCAGCACUGCGCCUUACACUUUACGUUCCUGCCUCUGCGAGGGGCCACUGGCGGUCGUGAGGGGGGUCGACGAUGACAUUGAUGAAAUGUGGCGACGCUUGGACGAGAAGUAUGGUGAUCCAGCCAAGAUAACAGAUGUGAUUAUCAAUAGCAUACAGCGAGUUAAAGCCAUAAAAGAGGGAGAAGAUAAGAGAUUCGUCGAGUUUGUCGAAGUUAUUGAAAGUGGUUAUCGAGACUUGUUGAGGCUCGGACUAGAGAAAGAGAUAACAACCACAAGCUCCGUAAGCAUAAUUGAAAAAAGGCUACCAGCUGAUAUUAGAAGAGAGUGGGCGAGGCUCGUCAGCUCAGACUCGAGUAGCGUCGAUAAGAAAAACAAAUUUCCAGGCCUCCUCAAGUUUCUGCUCAACCAGAAAAGGGCAAUCGAGUAUGAUUUAUCAGAUCUGCGAGCGUCCGGAAGUCCCGGAAGUCAAGCGGGCCAACAGUCUGUUCAUUGUGCUGAUGCAGUGGCUGAAGAUCUUAAAGAAAACAAGCAGCAGCCUUUUGAAAGCAAGAGUAGCAGUGCGUGCCUGUUUCACAAUAGUGCCAGCCACGGAACCGAUGAAUGCCAGUUAUACCUAUCCAAGACUCGUGGUGAGCGAAUGGACAUGCUUAGAGAAAGGGGUGCAUGCUGGUCCUGUUUGAAGAUUGGACAUCGUCUACGUGAUUGCAGAAGCAGGAAAGCUUGUGGUGAAAAUGGUUGCACAAGGACGCAUCACAGAACAUUACACGAGGAAAAUCGGGAAGCCAGCGUUUCUGUAACAGCAAGUUCUUGCGGUGAUCCUUUGAGCGACACAUGUCUUCUUCUACUUCAAAGAGUUAGAACAGGAAAAGGCUGGGCCAACGUUAUGUGGGACAAUGCAGCAUCAUUAAGUUUCAUCACCAACAGCAAGGCCAAAGCGGAAAUGUUACACGGCACGAGAGUAGAAAUAUCUAUCGUCAAAGUUGGAGGCACGAGUGAAACAAUUAUGUCUAACAGGUACCUUCUCCCGCUGAUCGACUCUCAGGGGCAAGUCGUACCGUUCGAAGUUUAUGGUAUUGAUGUAAUAACGGCGGACAUUCAAAGUGUGAGCGUCAAUAACGUAGUACAUCUUUUUAAGGAUGUUACACUGGAAGAGAUAAGAAGACCAACCGGAAGUGUGGACGUGCUAAUAGGAUAUGGAUACGCCGGAUACCACCCUGUACCAGAACAAAAAUCGGGUCAUUUGCUGUUGCUAAGAAACCGAUUCGGAAGAUGCCUCGGCGGCACUCACGCGGAGUUAAAGGAUGCAAAUCACGCAAUGCAGAAUGCCCUCGUGCACCACGUAGCCGAAGUAAAGAUCGAAGACUUCUACAAUAUCGAGAACCUGGGGGUGGAGUGUACGCCUCGCUGUGGGGGUUGCAAAUGUGGAAAAUGUGCGCUCGGCGCGAAGAAUUACAGUCUAAAGGAAGAGAAAGAGCUACAAUUGAUUGAGAGAAAUCUGCACUUCAAUAAUCUUGAGCAUAGAUGGAUGACUCAAUAUCCAUGGAUAAGAGACCCGGCUGAUCUUCCAGACAAUAGAAAGGCCGCAUACGGAAUGCUAUUGUCUACGGAAAAGAGACUCGCCAAGAAUACUGACCACGCAAGAGUAUAUCAGGAGCAGAUACAAGAUAUGAUAGACAGGGGCGUUGCCCGAAAGCUAACGAAGAGCGAAUUAGAAGCCUACGAUGGGCCCAUUCAUUAUGUUUCGCAUCAUGAAGUUGUACGUCCGGAUUCAAAGUCCACGCCAGUACGAAUAGUCUUUAACACCAGUGCCAAAUACAUGGGUCACGCGUUGAAUGAAUAUUGGGCCAAGGGACCGGACCUUCUGAACAGCCUUCUGGGUGUGCUGAUAAGGUUUAGAGAGAACGAGGUGGCGUUAAUUGGCGAUAUAAAGAAAAUGUACCAUUCCGUGGGAACCACCCAGCUCGAACAGCACACGCAUCGGUUUCUAUGGAGAGACAUGGACGCCAGGAAAGAGCCAGACACGUACGUCAUACAGAGAGUCUCAUUUGGCGAUAGACCGUCGGGAACCAUCGCAACGGUAGCUUUGAGAAAAACGGCCGAAAUGGCGCAAGAGAAGUACCCUCAAGAGGCCAAAAUCAUUAGAGACAACACCUACAUGGACGACAUCAUUGAGAGUGUUGGUGAUAGGGAGAGAGCCGAAAGCGUAACACGGAACAUAGAGAAGCUGGUCGACAUAGGGGGAUUCAAGAUUAAAGGCUGGACCAUCUCGGGCAGCUCUGACAGCCUAAAUGAGAAGGAGAUACCUAGUGAAACGUAUGCACCCGCAGAGAAAGUCUUGGGAGUUUGUUGGAGACCCGUCGAGGACCUGUUUUGCUUCAAGGUGACGUUGAAUUUCUCCCGACGAAAGAGAAAGCUGCAUACCGAGCCGGAUAUAGAAUCCCAUCAACUAGAAGAGAGGUUUCCUGCGAAGUUGACAAAGCGAAUGAUUCUCUCCCAGAUCAACAGCAUCUAUGAUCCACUUGGGUUGGCAGGUCCAUUUACCGUUAGAGCGAAAAUCAUGAUGAGAAAAUUGUGGAUGAGUGAAGCGGAGCGGCUUGACUGGGACGAUCCAGUGUCAGACGAAUGCAGAGCAGAGUGGAAUACAUUUUUUUCAGAUUUAUUUAUCAUGAACAACAUCAAGUUCGGUAGAUGCCUUAAGCCCACAAAUGCGGUUGGUGACCCAAUGCUGGUGAUCUUCAGUGACGGAUCAAAUAGUGCUUAUGGUGCGUGUGCGUACGUCCGUUGGGCACUGAACGGUGGAGGGUUUGAAAGCAGAUUAGCCAUCUCUAAGAACCGACUCGCGCCAGUUAAGGCAAUGUCCAUUGACCGGAUUGAGCUGUGCGGAGCCGUGCUGAGCAAGCGUCUUAAAGAGCUCCUGGAGAGAGAGACGAGAUAUCGAUUUACCACGUGCUUGCACAUUGUUGACUCACAGAUAGUACACGCCAUGGUCCAAAAGGAAUCAUACGGGUACAACACGUUUGCUGCAACACGCAUUGGAGAGAUUCAAAGCGGUACUAAUCCCGAAGACUGGUGCUGGGUAGUUAGCGAGCAGAACAUAGCCGACUGGCUCACUCGAGGCAAGGAGCCAAACGAAAUCGACUUAAACAGCGCGUGGCAGAAGGGUCCAGAUUUCUUGAAGUUGCCAGAGUCUGAGUGGCCUAUUAGUAGGAUCUGUGCCAUACAAGAGCUUCCACAGGAACCUAGGGUCGUUAUGAUAGCUAACACCAAGCCCAAAGACUCCCUAGCGGUCAGGAUUGACAUAAGUAGAUAUUCGGAUUAUACGAGGCUGGUUAGAGUGACGGCUAGAGUGCUUGCCAUGUUCCGAACCGAUUAUAAGCCGAGCUUCAGAAAUGCUGCCAGAGUCCUUGAGCCGGCGGAUGUUACUAAAGCGGAGCGAUUCUGGAUUCUCCAAGCCCAAGAAACUAUGUUAAGUGACAUGAAACGUGGACGAUUCAGACGCCUGUGUCCAAGAGUUCGAGAGGAUGGGAUAAUUGUCGUAGGAGGACGUGCAGAGAAAUGGCUGGAGAUGAGCUACAAUCAGCGCGAAGUUCCACUUCUACCGUUUAGGCAUGAGUUAUCCCGCUUGUACGCGAAACAUAUACACGAAGAAGGCCAUCAGGGAGUAUCUGCUACGACAAGCAAAGUGAGAUCAAGGUUCUGGGUCAUCGGGCUGCCUAGGAUAGUAAAGUCAAUUAGAUACAACUGUGUAACUUGCAAGAAGCUGGACAAGAAGACUACGACGCAACUGAUGGGACGGCUCCCCCAGGAAAGGCUUAAGCCAGCACCUGCGUGGAAUUGUACGGCAGUUGAUUUAUUUGGCCCCUUCAGGAUUAGAGGUGAAGUCCAGAAGCGAACCACAGGCAAAGCAUAUGGCGUCAUCUUCAACUGCCUUAGCACGCGAGCAGUCCAUGUAGAUUUGGCGCCUAAUUACAGCACUGAGAAAUUCUUGAUGGUCUUAAGGCGAUUUGUGUCACUGAGAGGUUACCCAGCGAAAAUGAUUUCAGAUAAUGGUACUCAGUUAACAGCGGCAAACGAGGAGCUCAAGAACGUUGUGGCAUCUUGGGAUUGGGAUGAGCUGGCCGCGUUCGGAGCCACAAAGGGAAUGGAAUGGAAAUUUGUUCCGGCCGACGCGCCUUGGCAGAACGGGGCCUCAGAGGCUCUUGUGAAGUCUGUGAAGAAGGCAAUUACGGUAGCGGUCGGUGAGAGUGUGAUGACCUUCUCUGAGUUGCAAACAGUCUGCUAUGAGGCAGCAAACCUAGUUAACGAAAGGCCAAUUGGUAGGCAUCCGACGUCACCCGAAGAUGGGACUUACCUGUGCCCUAACGAUCUCCUUUUAGGCCGAUCCACCUCUAGGGUUCCUAGUGGUCCCUUUAGAGAGACGAGAAACCCAAAUCACCGCUUUGAGUUCGUUCAGCAGAUUGUAGACGCUUUCUGGAGAAAGUGGAUUAGAGAUUUCUUCCCAAGUCUGAUUGUGCAGCAGAAGUGGCAUACAAAGAAGCGCAACGUGAGGGUAGGUGAUGUAGUGCUGAUCCAAGAUUCAAAUCAGGUGCGAGGUAACUGGAAGCUCGGUAAAGUGUCCAAGGUUUACCCUGGAGAUGAUGCCAGAGUAAGGAAAGUGGACGUGGAAUACAAAAACCCCAGACCAGGUGAACCCGUCGACAAAUACGAAGGCAGGGGCUACGUCACCGUGCAGAGAGCUGUGCACAGAUUAAUCGUGUUAGUUCCAGUGGACGAUACCGAGGGAAUCUCCGCUGAGCAGUAAGAAGGAAUAUCAGUUGUCCGAGCGCAGACGAGAGAGCAAGUAUAACGGUGACGAUAUAAACUUCCCCAAGCGGUUUUGUGGGGGGAGUGUUUCGCUGAUACGUGCGAAAGUUCGUGACAUUCCAUAUGCACGUGCUCGUUGAAGCCCUUAAUAUUUAGUAUUCAUAAAUCGUACCUUUCAGUAAAGCGAAAUUGUAAUUAACUCAAAGACAUGAGUUGUAACUUGCAAGAGUAGAUUCGUCGUGGAAAAGAGUGGAGAGUGGAUUACAAGAGUGGAUUUGAGAGGGCUCAAUGGAUCGAACAUUCGCGGCUGCAGGACACAAAUGCUACCGGGUACCUAUCGAGGAACAUUGAUCUGACAUUCGUUAUAUUAUUUUAUUUAUGCGUUCUCGUAGUGAUAUUUGUACUUUAAUUCUACUUUAGGUUUCGAAGGCGUUGUAAUGCAUCUUUGAGAACGGUAAUGAACAUAGUGGAUUGCAGCUAGCGAAACAGAUAUUAUCAUUCUAUUUGUCAUCAAUGUAUCAAUAAAAUAUCAAUUUUGUUAUCUAACUAAUGAGUGUUUCUUUGGCAGGACCACAACCACAAGAGUUAAUCGCCCACUAUGAUGAAAAUGGCACUAAACCACCAUCUACCGCUCCAUUGAGCCUCCAACACCCGUCAGAACCGCAGCAACAAGAAAAUGAUGACAAUCCAACCAUAAAGCAACCAUCAACCGCUUCAUCCAGCAACGCUUCACUUGAUUCGUCAUUCAACCGUACUCAAACAAAUGAAGAAACAUUAGUAGCUCCUUCCAUAAAGCGAAUGAAGAAACAUGUCCGAGAAGUUACCGAACGACCUAACAAAGAUCUUAAAUCACCUUUUGAUGAUCCAGGCGAAGGAAGAGAUCUAAAGCUUGACGAAAUCUUCACCAACUUGAUUGUUUAUAAGGGGAGAGCUAAGUAUGACUUUUCUGGAGACAGAGGGCAACAACUUAAAGAGUACCACAAAGCCAAUGAAAAUUUGCGACCAACACGGCCAGGAGAUAUUUUCGAUGCUGAAAAGCAAAAGAUUCUUGUUGUCGGUCGUCCUGGAAUUGGAAAAACCAUGUUUAGCACAAAAAUUCUCCGUGACUGGGCGUCCGAUAAUUUGUUGAACGAAACACAAAAAUCACAAAUAGAUUUCGCUUUUCUCAUUAAGCUGAGGAUGUUUAACUCUACCGACAAAGAACUCAAUCUUCGCGAACUACUGGAUCACUCAGAGUAUUCAACAGCUCUAUCUAAGGAUACCUGGAACUACAUCUGUAACAACCCAGAGCGAGUACUGAUUAUUUUUGAUGGAUUUGAUGAAUAUUCUGGCAAGACUGAAAUCAAUAAAGAUGACGUCCAGCACAGAAACAAUGAAGAAGACAGGAUGCCUGUCCAUUUCCUGCUACAGAAAAUAGUAUCCGGAAAACUUCUUACCCGUUCGACAGUCUUAGUGACUACAAGACCAAACGCAGUGUCAUGUAUCAGAAUUCGCGAGUUCGACAAAACUGUUGAAAUUCUGGGAUUUACAACUGAGCAAGUGGAAGAUUAUGUGGAGAAGUUCGCAGAAGGCGAUGACCAAAAAGCAAACACCAUAAAGCAACACAUCAACGGUAACUUAAACCUUCUCGCCUUCUGCUACAUUCCUGUGAAUUGUUUCAUCAUUUGCUCCUGCUUGUUUCAACUGCUGAGCAACUCAAACUCCGCUAGCCCUUGCCUCCUACCUACAACACUGACCGAAGUAUACUCCAUCGCCGUCAAGUUUUUUUACUUUCGUCACCACACUAAAGUAAAUAACGUAGAAAAAAUAUUUCUUAAGCCAUUUAAGGAACUGUCUUCCUCUAUGCAAAAGGUGUUCAAACGUCUAGGAAAAAUUGCUUUUGACGGAAUUAGAAAGGGAAAACUAAUUUUUGAAUCGCACGAAGUUAACGACCUAGAGAGUAAUGGCCUGUUCCACCGUUUACCCGAUACUAAAGACCGUCCUUUAGCUGAGCCAAGACCGCAAUAUUGUUUUAUGCACCUGACGAUACAGGAGUUCUUCGCGGCGAAGUAUUUGGUGGACACGUUGAGUUCCGAAGAACUGAGAAAGUUUGUUUCCGCUCACAUCCAGGAUGGCGCGUGGAAGGUUGUGAUGCAGUUUGUGGCUGGACUGCUGCCUGAAAAAGAAGGACAGUCAACAGAUAUUUUCAGCGACCUUCUUCCCUCAAAGACGGAUACUAUAUUAGUUGAAACCGAGAUGAAUGAAGAUUCAGAGGAACCAACUAAAACACUGACGUGGUGGCCAGCUCGUGAAGACAAGGCUUUAGUGGUGACGCUAUUCAAUUGCCUGUAUGAGAACAAUGCCUCUGAUCGAGAAGUUCAAAAGAAACUGGCGAAAAUUGCUUGUAAUGCGCUUAAUUUUCGUGGAUGUAACCUGUCACCUCUCGACUGUUUAGUAUUAGUGCAUGCACUUAAAUCUGUUGAAGGAAUUUUGGAUUUUGAUUUAUACCACAACAACCUUCAGUCGCUAGGAUGUAUUGAGAUUGCGAAGUUGUUACCUGGCAACCAACACAAUCAGGGUUUUUGCGAACUAAAAAGAUUAUACCUCGGGAAUAACAACAUAACUGAUGAAGCAGUUAAACAUUUAUCUACAGCACUCACACACACUAACUGCAAACUAAAAAUAUUAAACCUCAGGAGUAACAACAUAACUGACGAAGCAGUUAAACAUUUAUCUACAGCACUCACACAUACUAACUGCAAACUAAAAAGAUUAAACCUCAGGAGUAACAACAUAACUGAUAAAGGUAAAAAUCUCCUAAACUCAAUGAACAUAAACUGUAAAGUAGUUUUCUAUUAAAUCCUUGUAUGCAAUGUAAAUGUUUCUCUGUUGAAGGAACUUUGAAUUUUGAUUUAAGCUUCAACAACCUUCAGUAGCUAGGAUGUAUUGAGUUUGCGAAGUUGUUACCUGGCAGCCAACACAAUCAGGGUUUUUGCGAACUAAAAACAUUAAACCUCGCUUUUAAUCAGAUAACUGAUUAA
Molecule: messenger RNA, 10090 nt
Organism: Porites evermanni
Lineage: Eukaryota; Metazoa; Cnidaria; Anthozoa; Scleractinia; Poritidae
Source: the annotation of a GenBank genome assembly